Molecule: messenger RNA, 1377 nt
Organism: Benincasa hispida (wax gourd)
Lineage: Eukaryota; Viridiplantae; Streptophyta; Magnoliopsida; Cucurbitales; Cucurbitaceae
Biological process (GO): protein retention in ER lumen
Cellular component (GO): membrane
Molecular function (GO): ER lumen protein retrieval receptor activity
Source: RefSeq, a predicted model, not a curated record
AAUGCCACCACGCUUCUUGUUCUGUCGCAACGUGAUCAUUGCAAUAAUCCGAAUAAUUUAAUUCUCAGUGGGUUCAGUUCUGUAGCGAUGGAGCUCGCUAAUGCCCUCAUUAAUGGCGAAACUUAUUCCCCUUUUCAUUAUUUUACUGACAUCCUAUACCCGUUGCCCGCCCCAUUUCAAUUGGGACGCAACUUCAAUGAGUUCCCAUUAAUUCCAAGGACCGGGCCCAAACAUUGCUUCAAAUUAAUACCUAAUUUCUUCACCAAACUCUCUUGAGCUUGCGACUUCUUUAGAGGGUAUCGGGUGUUAGGGAAAUUUUAGGGUUAGAAGAGAGAAUCGAGAAGGAAUGAAGAUUCCCAGGAGGCCGAUUCAUGCAAUUACGACAUGGGUUCGGAGGCAACCGCCGAAGAUGAAAGCGUUUUUGGGAGUGGUGUCUGCGAUUAUCUCUCUUCUUCUUCUCUAUGUGAUGGUUCAUGAUCACAACAAGCUUUUUGUGGCUGCUGAGGCUGUUCAUGCCAUCGGAAUUGCGGUUCUUAUUUUUAAGCUCAUGAAGGAGAGGAGUUGUGCAGGUCUUUCGCUCAAAUCACAGGAAUUAACGGCCUAUUUUCUAGCUGCUAGACUCUAUUGCAGCUUUGUGAUCGAAUAUGAUGUGCACACAUUUCUUGAUUUGGCUACUUUAGUAGCAACUCUUUGGGUUAUUUACAUGAUUCGUUAUAAGCUCAAAGCCAGCUACAUGGGAGAUAAAGAUAAUUUCAAAGUUCUAUACUUGGUGGUACCAUGUAUUUUACUCGCCAUUUUGAUUCAUCCGACACCUGCAAGAGUUUCUUUUUUACAAAGAAUUUUCUGGGCGUUUUGUGUUUACCUUGAAGCUGUUUCUGUUCUACCUCAGUUGCGAGUAAUGCAGAACAUAAAGAUCGUUGAGCCAUUCACUGCACACUAUGUAUUUGCCUUGGGAGUUGCCAGGUUCCUGAGCUGUGCACAUUGGGUUCUUCAGAUGGUAGCAACACGUGGGAGAAUGCUGGUAGCAUUGGGAACUGGAUUUUGGCCACCUAUGGUUCUCCUUGCAGAAAUUGUCCAAACUUUUGUUCUUGCAGAUUUUUGUUAUUACUAUGUUAAAAGUGUUCUUGGUGGUCAGCUCAUCGUGCGCCUCCCUGCCGGAGUAGUCUGAGAUAGAAAUCGCACCAGAGGUGGCUACCUGUUGCCGUAGUGUGAAACAGCGUUCGGUGACCAUACCUGUGCAUAUUUUUGUUUUCUUUCUUUUGUAGUGAACGCUGUGACUGAACUGGAAAAAAAAUGCUUCCUAAACUGGUGCAUAUGCAACCAACCUACAUUAUAGUCACAAAAAUAAUAAAAGAUGCUAUUGACAUUUCACUUGCU